UGCGUCUUCGUUUCAUAAGUUAAAAAAAUCAGAAUUUCUCUUGGUUAAUCUUAAGAAAGGAGAUGGCUCGUACCAAGCAAACUGCCCGUAAAUCAACCGGUGGUAAGGCUCCAAGGAAGCAGCUCGCCACCAAGGCUGCAAGAAAAUCUGCUCCUACUACCGGUGGGGUCAAGAAACCUCAUCGUUAUCGCCCUGGAACUGUUGCUCUCCGUGAAAUCCGGAAGUACCAAAAGAGCACUGAGCUUUUGAUCCGCAAGUUACCUUUCCAGCGACUUGUUCGUGAAAUUGCUCAAGACUUCAAGACUGAUUUGAGGUUCCAGAGCCAUGCUGUACUUGCCCUCCAGGAGGCUGCUGAGGCUUAUCUCGUGGGUCUGUUUGAGGACACCAACUUGUGUGCUAUUCAUGCCAAGAGAGUCACCAUCAUGCCUAAGGACAUCCAGCUUGCUAGGCGUAUCCGUGGUGAACGUGCUUAAGCCCUGUUCUUAGUAUACUAAUUUUAGUUCAUUGGAUUUGAUACAACUAGUUUAGGUUUUAUAGUUUCAAUUCACUGUUUGCUUAUGAUGUCGAACAACUGUGAACCUAAUUGAGGUAUAGUUGAUGGAUUUUUAUGUGGUUUCGUUCUCAAUUCUGAUUAUAUAUUUAUGUGGAAUGGCUGUUCAUUA
Populus euphratica (Euphrates poplar) is the source of this 662-nucleotide messenger RNA. RefSeq names its product histone H3.3. The record is from RefSeq and is a predicted model, not a curated record. The transcript has 4 exons. Gene Ontology annotation, cellular component: nucleosome. Lineage: Eukaryota; Viridiplantae; Streptophyta; Magnoliopsida; Malpighiales; Salicaceae. Gene Ontology annotation, molecular function: protein heterodimerization activity; DNA binding; structural constituent of chromatin. The coding region runs from base 63 to 473 and encodes 136 amino acids.